Messenger RNA from Rhinocladiella mackenziei CBS 650.93, 408 nucleotides. RefSeq lists its product as uncharacterized. The transcript has a single exon. The record is from RefSeq and is a predicted model, not a curated record. Lineage: Eukaryota; Fungi; Ascomycota; Eurotiomycetes; Chaetothyriales; Herpotrichiellaceae. Bases 1 to 408 code for a protein of 135 amino acids.
AUGUUCUAUUCUCCCGUCUGGUCCGUCGCUUAUCCAGAAGGGAAAACGGCACGAAUGUAUCAAGGGGUCAAGGCUGGCGAAUAUCUCAUUCGGCAUCAAAUCGAAUCGGAACACAGUUUUGGUGUCUUCGACCUGGAAUAUCAAUUCAAGCGGGAAGAGUCCAAGCCCGAUGGCAAGCUGUAUUGGGAUCUCGAUGACACCAACCUUGGCCCCGAGGAAUUACUCGACCAGAUGGACUUCCCCCUCGUCAGCGUCGCGAUGGCCUACGAUGGCUUCAACGCGCUGGAGAUGGACAAGAUAGGACUUUUGAUCGAAAGUCGCCCGCUGCUUGCAACAGUCUCCCGAGUCCUCGGCGGCGAGAUCCUCGCGAUGACUCCUGGAAGCCCACAGCAGAGAAACAAGUCUUGA